This is a messenger RNA of Electrophorus electricus (electric eel), 2252 nucleotides long. It is a transcript of the gene stradb, whose product is annotated as STE20 related adaptor beta. The record is from RefSeq and is a predicted model, not a curated record. Lineage: Eukaryota; Metazoa; Chordata; Actinopteri; Gymnotiformes; Gymnotidae. Gene Ontology annotation, biological process: activation of protein kinase activity; protein export from nucleus; protein phosphorylation. Gene Ontology annotation, molecular function: ATP binding; protein kinase activity; protein serine/threonine kinase activator activity. Gene Ontology annotation, cellular component: serine/threonine protein kinase complex.
GUUCGACACUAAUUACAUCAUUACAUGGGCUCAGCGGGCACGAGGGAGAAGGGUUUGGCGAACGUGAGGCGCUGUUAGCUGCAGCUGCAGCUCUGACGUCCGUGUGCACGCAGAUGACAUGUAGACGUCUGCAGGCUGAGCUGGAGGUUUUAGUGAACACAUAAAUAAGUAGAUACACCACAAUCAGGACGUGGGUGCACAUAGUCAUCCCGAGACCUGAUAAAGUCCGUGGAAUGCACGCUGCGAACUAGAAGCGUUAAGGCAGGAGGUGACGUUCACGCUCUCUCAGGUGCGCGCGGCGUGAACUGGUUAAAUGACCUCCUGCGGGGCUUCGGUAAAGCCCAAAGGACCUAAUGUCGUUCUUGGACUGCUCCUGCAUCUCCUCUCACACUCAGGUCCAGCCAAUCAAUAUUGAGGACCAGUAUGAGGACAUCAGCCAGCUGUACCCGAGCAGUGACGGCUCCCCCCACUCAGCCCUGGGGCCAGAGGAUGACCUCGUGGGUUUGUCUGCUGAGCCAUCAGACUAUCAGCUGCUCUCAGUUCUGGGAUGGGGCUUUAAUAACCUGAGUCUGGUCAGAACGGCUCGUCACAAGCCCUCAGGCCGACUGGUGGCCGUGAAGAACACGAACCUGGACGAGUGUACAGAAGAGGAACUGCUGCAGCUCAUGAACGAGGUGCUCUUGUCUAGACGGUUCCGUCACCCAAACCUCCUCACGUCCACCACCGUGUUCUGUUUCCACUACCAGCUCUGGGUUCUCGCCCCUCUGAUGAGCUACGGUUCUGCAGACUUCCUGCUCAGGUCAUAUUUCCCUGAUGGGAUGAGCGAGUCUCUGAUUGCGUACCUGCUGUAUGGAGUCCUGAAGGCUCUCAACUACCUGCACCAGAUGGGCUACGUGCACAGGGGUGUGAAGGCAAGUCAUGUGCUUUUGUCGGCUGAGGGACGAGUGUGUUUGUCGGGACUCCAUGGUGUGUACAGUCUGAUGAAGGAUGGCAGGAGAACGAGGGCUGUGUUUGACAUGCCACAGUUCAACCCGUCACUCCUACCAUGGCUUAGCCCAGAGCUGCUGAGACAGGACCUACAUGGCUACGGCGUGAAGUCUGAUGUCUACAGUGUGGGAGUUCUCCUGUGUGAGCUGGUCAGGGGCAGGGUACCAUUCCAAGACAUGCCUCCUACACUGAUGCUGCUACAGAAAUUGCGUGGUUCUCACAGUUGUCUGCUCGACGUCGUCCCCUACCCGCUGGGUGAGCUUGGCACCCUGAAGGUGUCCCGCUCUGGCGUGGACUCGGGUAUCGGCGAGAGUGUAGCAGCGAGCAGUCUGACGCGAGCAGCCACUGCGGAGCCCCAGAGCCCAGGGCCCAAGAACCACUCCCCAACACUGCACCAUCUACUGCAGCUCUGCCUGCAACACCAGCCUGAGCGCAGGCCCUCUGCUUCAGGUCUCCUCAGACACCCUUUCUUUAAGCAGGUAAAGAAGUACACCCAGGAUUCUUUCCUCACUCUGAUGUACCCUGCAGUGCCUCUCUCCUACCCCCUGGACAGUCCGAUUUCUGACCCGCCCACCCACGCCUGCAACACCCCCAGCACAGCUACCCCUGAGCCCGCAGAGGGCGUGUGGGACUUUUCCUGAUACACACACAUUCUCUGUCUGUCUGUCUGUCUUUCUCUCUCUCUCUGGCGUCUCCUGUCUCUAUCAUCUCCCCAGCCAGACUGAUAUUCCCAGCUCAGUCCUGCCCUGCCGGGUUUUAUGUCUGACUCCGAACUUUCUUACUACUCGUAUCGGGCAACUGCAGGAUGCUGAAGGGCUUUUGGACCAUGGAGCAUCAGGGAAGAUCUCCGUGCUAUGAUUGGAUGUUGAUCUGUGUUUAGAAGCCUCAGUAGCCAAUGACUUCAACUCCAUGGUGGAUCAAACCAUCGUCAUAGUUACUGGAAUCAAAAAAACUGAGCCAUGAAUCCUGGGAAGGGGUGGGGGCAAGAGAGAAAAGUGUGUGUGUGUGUGUCUGAACCCUGUGAAGGAAAACAAAGCAGUUCAUCAACGCUGUGCUGUACAUUCACCCAGCAGCUGCCUGAGACCUCCGCCCUGACCUCUCACCUCCGAUUCUCACCUCUUUCCCCUGGUGUCUGGGGGAUUUUAAUGAAGCCCUUUUAAUGUUGAAUUAAUCAGUUUAACUGUGAUGCACUUUGUUGCCAUGGUAGCUCUAUGAGCCAAUUCCAUGUACCAUAAAUAAACACAUUCCCUAAUUUCUUAACUAAA